AACGCAACCACCAUUGCUAUCACCACCUUCUCGUCAGCUACACCUCAACUGCAGCUACUGACAGUCAAAAUGCGUUUCAUCAUAUCCGCCAUGUUGUUACUGUCAGCCAUCUUGUCGUGCGCAACGCAGGCGCAGUACCCGCGGCCUCGUCGUCCGGAACGUUUCGACACUGCUGAGCAGAUCUCCAACUAUCUCAAGGAAUUGCAAGAGUAUUACUCCGUACACGGGAGAGGAAGAUACGGCAAGAGACAAAUGCACAUAGCUGAUGCCUCCGUGAUCUUCAGAGAGAGCCCAUUCUUCGAGCACAACCUCAAUGACGAACCGGUCUUCAAAAACCUUGGCUAUAAGUAAAUACAAUAAGAAAUAAAUAUACAACAAUAUAAUAAAAUAAUACAGGAGAAAUAAUACUGUUUCGUUCAUUUACUUACUUGAAUUAUUUUGCUGUUUUGUUUUCCAUAUGCCUCAAAAAACAUUGUUAAUUUUCGCAAUCAUUUUCAAGAUCAAUACUUUUAUAAUUAUAAUAUAACCACAGGC
Messenger RNA from Spodoptera exigua (beet armyworm), 534 nucleotides. NCBI's taxonomy places the organism in Eukaryota, Metazoa, Arthropoda, Insecta, Lepidoptera, Noctuidae. The record is from the annotation of a GenBank genome assembly.